Molecule: messenger RNA, 490 nt
Organism: Lactuca sativa (garden lettuce)
Lineage: Eukaryota; Viridiplantae; Streptophyta; Magnoliopsida; Asterales; Asteraceae
Source: RefSeq, a predicted model, not a curated record
AGAUUUCGACGUCAAGAAAUCUAGAUAGAGAAAGAUGGACGCCAAAAAGCAGCAGCAGUCCGAAGGGCAGAAAACAGAAGGUUUGCCUUUGCAAGACAGUCCGUACACGCAAUACAAAGAUUUGGAAGACUACAAAAUGCAAGGAUACGGUGCUCAUGGCCACCAACAACCGGAGCCUGGCCGUGGAGCAGCCGCCUCCACUGACGCCCCCACGUCCGGCAGUGGCAAGCUUCCGUCUCAAUCUAACAAGGGUAAUGAUCCUGCCACCACCACCACCACCACCACUACAGCAACUGAUACAGUCAACAAAUACGGCGUACCUUGAAAUGUUUUCUGGGGUGGAAAUCUUGUGUUGCCUUGGUAAUAACUAAUAUAUAAUAAUUAAAGCUUUGAGUUUUUUUGUAGGUAGUGUUAGCUUCCAUUCCAUGUAUGUAAUAUGCAAGGCCCGAGUCAUAUCAUAUAUUGAUUCAAACUUCUUUUGUUUUUGCGA